Molecule: messenger RNA, 3544 nt
Organism: Lentinula edodes (shiitake mushroom)
Lineage: Eukaryota; Fungi; Basidiomycota; Agaricomycetes; Agaricales; Omphalotaceae
Product: DNA polymerase family B-domain-containing protein
Exons: 21
Coding region: 163-3417 (1084 amino acids)
Biological process (GO): DNA replication proofreading; base-excision repair, gap-filling; DNA-templated DNA replication
Cellular component (GO): delta DNA polymerase complex
Molecular function (GO): DNA binding; nucleotide binding; 3'-5'-DNA exonuclease activity
Source: RefSeq, a predicted model, not a curated record
CUGAUUUGAUUGGCUGAGAACAGCUUCAACAGGCUCUAGUUCACGUCGAACGACGAAAAGUCACGUUUGUCUCUUCAAGUCACACCGCGUUCUCCUCUGGUUAAACGCCUUCUUUGCUCUUCUUUGUUGUCUUUUGACUCUGGCUAAUACCAACUGUCCAUCAUGUCCCCAGGUCCAUUAACCCCGACUCAGGCUAAUAUGUCUCGCUCAAGAGCAAGACCAGAUACUGAAAACGAACCAGCCGCUAAGAAACGAAAGAUAGAGACCUCAUUUUCGCAGAGGUCCCAGACCCAGAAUCAGCCCUCAUUCGCCACGGUUUUGGAAAGAUUGAAAGAGGAGAAGGAUGGAAAACGCGCCGCAGAAGGAGGUGCUGAUCAAUGGACGCGUCCUGUAUUACACAAAAUCAACGAGAAAGUAGACAAGAUUGUAUUUCAGCAAAUUGAUGUCGAGGAGAAUACAGAAGGCAAUUUCACGGCUCUGAGAAUGUUCGGAGUAACAGAAACGGGACACAGUGUGCUCGCUCACAUUCGCGAUUUUCUUCCCUACUUUUACAUUCCAGUGCCGCGUGGCUUCCAGGGUGAAGACAUAGAAUCCUUUAGAGAUUAUCUAAAUAGUCUAACAAUAAAUGGUGCCGUCCGGAAAAUCGAGACCGUGAACAAACGCACUUUAUGGGGUUAUCGAGGCGAAUCAAAGAGUCCCUUUCUGAAACUUACGAUUUCAGACCCGAGGACCCUCCCGAAAGUUCGAGGUCUCUUUGAGAGAGGCGAAUGCGCUUUCCGCGGCUUCUUUGCCACCUCGAUUGGAGACUCGUACCCAACUUUCGAGAGCAAUAUUGCUUACACGCUUCGAUUCAUGAUUGACACCCAAGUCGUAGGGAUGAAUUGGAUUGAGGUCCCUGCAGGACAAUACGAAUUAGUCCCUCCAGACAGACGGAAGUCGCACUGUCAAAUCGAGAUCAAACUCCGGUGGAAUGCUUUCAUCUCUCAUGCCCCGGAAGGAGAUUGGUCUAAGAUCGCACCUCUGCGUAUCCUCAGCUUUGACAUCGAAUGCGCUGGGAAACCCGGUCGUUUCCCCACUGCAGAUCAGGACCCAGUUAUCCAGAUUGCAAACAUGGUUACUCGUCAAGGAGAGACUCAGCCAUUCAUUCGUAAUGUCUUCACCCUAAACUCGUGUUCGCACAUUGUCGGCUCACAGGUUUUGUCGUUUGAUGACGAGCAACAAAUGUUGGAGAAAUGGAGAGACUUUGUAGAAGAAGUCGACCCCGAUCUUAUCAUUGGAUACAACAUUGCAGGCUUCGAUUUUCCAUAUCUCAUUGAUCGCGCGAAAGAACUGGGCUCGCAGAGGUUCCCAUAUUUGGGACGCUUGAAAGAUGUCCAGACUAGAGUUAAGGACACUCAUUUCUCGUCUAAGGCAUACGGACAGCGGGACUCCAAAGAGACUCCUCUCGAUGGCCGAUUACAGCUUGAUGUUCUGCAGUUUAUGCAACGAGAGCAUAAACUUCGUAGCUAUACCUUGAACUCUGUUUGCUCACACUUUCUCGGGGAGCAGAAAGAAGAUGUGCACCAUUCUGUCAUUACAGAGCUCCAGAAUGGGACCCCUGAAUCUAGGCGUCGUUUAGCUGUCUAUUGCCUGAAGGAUGCCUAUUUGCCACAACGACUGCUUGACAAACUUAUGUGCUUUGUCAAUUAUAUCGAGAUGGCUCGUGUUACUGGUGUCCCGUUCAAUUAUCUACUCGCGCGAGGACAGUCAAUCAAAGUCUUGUCUCAAUUAUUCCGCAAGGCGAAUGAUGAAGGCUAUGUUAUUCCUGCGAUGAAGGGUGAAGGUUCCGAGGACCAAUAUGAAGGUGCAACUGUCAUUGAGCCUCAUAAAGGUUAUUACGACGUCCCCAUCGCCACCCUUGACUUUAGCUCGCUAUAUCCCUCGAUCAUGAUGGCUCACAAUUUGUGUUACACGACGCUUCUGGAUAAGCCUACAAUUGAACGGCUAGAGUUGGUCAAAGACAGAGAUUACAUCCAAACCCCCAACAAUGACUUUUUCGUCACUACUUCAAAGCGAAAGGGAUUGUUACCAACGAUUUUGGAAGACUUGAUUGCUGCGCGUAAGCGCGCCAAGGCGGACUUGAAGAAGGAGAUUGACCCUUUCAAGCGUGCUGUUUUGGACGGUCGUCAGUUGGCACUGAAGGUCAGUGCUAACUCCGUGUAUGGCUUUACUGGAGCCACCAUUGGUAAAUUGCCGUGCUUGGCCAUUUCCUCCAGUGUCACUGCUUAUGGUCGACAGAUGAUUGAGAGGACGAAACAGGAAGUUGAGGCCGAAUAUAGUACUGCUAACGGCCACUCACAUGAUGCGCAAGUUAUAUACGGUGAUACAGACUCUGUCAUGGUGCGCUUUGGUCCUACUGACUUAAAGACCGUGAUGGCCCUCGGCAGCCAAGCUGCGGACUUCGUCACAGCAAAAUUCAUCAAACCUAUCAAGCUCGAGUUUGAGAAGGUUUAUUAUCCAUAUCUCCUUAUCAGUAAAAAGCGUUACGCGGGCCUCUAUUGGACCCGGCCAGAGGGGCAUGAUAAGAUGGACUCCAAGGGUAUCGAGACGGUUCGACGAGACAAUUGCCGCCUGGUGUCUACUGUCAUCGAAACGUGCCUUAACAAAAUGCUAAUCAACCGUGACGUGAAGGGUGCCGAGGAAUAUGUGAAGCAGACCAUCUCUGAUCUACUUCAAAACAAGAUUGACAUGUCUCAACUCGUUAUCACCAAGGCAUUGGCUAAGACUGAAUAUGCCGGCAAACAAGCUCAUGAUGAACUUGCAAAAAGGAUGAAAAAGCGAGACGCCGGUUCUGCUCCUGCGCUUGGCGACCGUGUUGCAUAUGUGAUUGUAAAGGGUAUGAAAGGUGCUGCGGCGUAUGAAAAUGCUGAGGACCCGCUGUACGUGCUAGACAACAAUAUCCCGAUCGACACCAGAUAUUAUCUGGAUAAUCAACUCUCCAAGCCUUUGAUGAGAAUUUUCGAACCUAUCCUCGGUGAGAAAGCCUCUUCACUUUUGACUGGCGAGCAUACUCGGACGAUCCAAAUUGCUACGCCCACAAUAGGCGGUUUGAUGAAGUUCGCAGUUAAGACCGUGACUUGCCUUGGGUGCAAAACUGCCCUUCGUGCCAACAACAGCACGAAUAAAAAUGGUGCUGUUUGCAAAAAUUGUAGGCCUCGCAUGGGCGAGCUAUAUCAAAAGCAGGUUUCUUCGGCUUCAGAGCUUCAGAUCAGGUUUUCCCGACUCUGGACGCAGUGUCAACGUUGUCAAGGCUCUCUUCAUCAGGACGUUUUAUGUACUAGUAAGGACUGCCCCAUCUUCUAUAUGCGAAAGAAAGCGCAGAAAGAUGUAGAAGAUGCAAAUGCUGUGUUAGAGCGCUUCGAUACUGAUUCUUGGUAGCGUUUUUUGGAAGAUAUUUCAUGUCUAGAAUUUAGUCUUAAGUUUAUCUUGCCCAUGUAUCGUUAGCGUAUGUUUAUGUUAUGAUCAGAAUUAUGUAGACCAAAACAUCCUCGAUUUCGUCGACACA